UUGGAAUUUUAUUUCUCGCUCUCCUAAAAGCCCAAUUUUCCAAAGCGAUUAAUCUGCUGAAAAUUAAAGGCGGAAUGCAUCCAGUCGUCAUCAGUUACUUCGGGGUCUUGGUGAGCGCACUGAAGAUCGAUGGGUUCAAAAUGUGCCCCCGCCGUUGCUCCUGUUACGAUUCCUCCCAUUUCGUGGACUGUAAAGGGCGCUCUUUAAUUUCCAUUCCCAGAGAUGUCCCGCACGGCACCUGGAUGCUGGAUUUCAGACACAACAAACUGAGUGAAAUCCCCACCGCUUCUUUCAGCGGGCUGUGGUCCAUGCGGAUUGUCCUGCUGGCUCGCAAUCGAGUCCAGCGCAUCCAUUCGGGGGCUUUUGUGUCGUUGCCUUUUUUGGAGAAACUGGAUCUGGACCAAAACCACGUAAAACACCUGCCCGGGGACUUUUCAGAGAGCCUGCAGCACUUGAUAGAACUGAGACUGUCGAAUAAUCGCCUCGAAUACUUACAUUACAACAGCCUGAUGUAUUUAGAGAACCUGGAAAAAUUAGACUUGAGCGGUAACAGGCUCACCUCCAUGGAAACAGGGGUUUUUAAAGGUUUAUACAAACUCCGCCAUCUGCUCCUGAAAAACAACCGACUGCAUGUCAUUGAGAUUGGAUUCUUCUUCAUGCUUCAAAGCCUGGAGGCUCUACACUUGGAAAAUAAUAACAUCACAGCCAUCCAGGGAGAAGCCUUUGCCUCUCUGCGCAGCCUGAGCUUACUGUGCCUCAAUGGGAACCAUUUAAAUCACAUCAAGUUCAAAACGUUUUUAAACAUCCAGACCCAAGGCACUCAUCUUCUGCUAGCGGAUAACCACUGGAUAUGCGACUGCGAUCUUCAGAGAGUGUUUGGGAAGAUCUUGAGUGUUCGACACCUGCAUGUGGAUGACUAUGGCAAUAUCAGUUGUUCGGCCCCUGGACAGCUCAGCGGUUACCUGCUGGUGGCCGUGGACUCUCAGCUGUGCAUUGCCGAGACUGCUACCGUCCUGGUGAUAACGGGCACGGUGCUGGUCACGGUUAUCGCGGCUAUCGUCAUGGCCGAAAGAAACCGGAAGAAACCCAGGAACAAGAACUGGAAUGACAGCGAGGGGCCCUUCGACUCCCAGGAGAAGUGAUUUUUUUUUAAAAAAAAUACUGUAUUGUUUAAUUGAGAAGUCAGUUUCCAUCGAAUUUUCCUGCCGAAUAGUUUUACAUUGGCUUAAUGUAGGAUAUCGUAUCAUUAAAGUAUACACUUCCAAUUAAAUACUCAUGAAAUAUUGUAAUCACUACUUUGAGAGGCUAACAUUACCACCUUUUCUUAGAAAUUGUUCACGUGGUCUUUUUAUCUUAUGAUCUGAUGGAAUGAAGACAAAUAUUAAUAAAUCAUUAGGGUAAGAGUUGGACCAGUUUCGAAUUACCUUUUCAAGGGGACAGACUUUAUCUGGAACGAAUGAUUAUUUAGCGCUAACAAAACUGCAUUCCCAUUCCCCGCAGCUGUCAUAGUGUCAGACAGCCAUGGAGACAUUGUGGCACAGAAGGAGGCCAUUCGGCCCAUCGAGUCCAAGCAGUUCUGUAGAGCAGUCCAAUCAGCUCCAUUCCCCGCGCUCUAUUCCAGUAGCUCUGUGAAUUCAUUUCCCUCGAGGGCCCAUCCAAUUUGCUUAUGGGGUCAUUGAUUGUCUCUGCUUCCACCAUUCUCGUGGGCAGCGACUUCCAGGUCAUUUUCAAUCACUGUGUAAAAUGUUCUUCCUCAGGCCGCACCACUACCUC
This is a messenger RNA of Carcharodon carcharias (great white shark), 1773 nucleotides long. Its product is annotated as decorin-like. Lineage: Eukaryota; Metazoa; Chordata; Chondrichthyes; Lamniformes; Lamnidae. Gene Ontology annotation, cellular component: plasma membrane. Gene Ontology annotation, molecular function: protein binding. The record is from RefSeq and is a predicted model, not a curated record. The coding region runs from base 75 to 1142 and encodes 355 amino acids. The transcript has a single exon.